UUUAUUCCAAAUUGUUUAGAAUUUUUUUUAGAAACAAUUGUGAGAAAAUAACAAGUACGUUGAAAAUAAUUGAAAUAAUUUGACGUUGUAGCAGAAAUAAUAAUAAAUACACGGCAUUAAAGAGCUGUCAAUGAUAAGUGAUUUUAUCCAUUCUUGUCUAUACUAGAAUAUUAUCCAUCUGUCAGCCAUCAAAUGUAUAGGUUUUUAAAGUGAAUAAAAGUUGUCAAACUGAUAAACAUUUCCACAUAUUAAAAAAGAAUUAAUAACAAUAUUGAAGUUGAAAUUAAAAAAUCUACAGAUUAUGGAUAAUAAUAAUCGUUCCAAUUUGGAGAACGAUAAUAGUUCGGGGGAAACAUCACAAAAAGACGUUCCAACAUUGACAGUAGAAUUACCCGCUGCUUCUGCUAGUGUUACUUCAAAUAUGACACUUAAUCAGCCUAAUUCUGAAACCCCAACAACAACAAUAACAACAACAACACAAAUGGCAGAGGAAGAUGUGAUAUCACCUCCGAAGCCAGAUUUUUCUGCACCUCCUCCAUACGAUGUGGCUACAAAAUUACCCAGUUAUGAGGAAGUUCAACGUGAAAAAACACUUCAAGGAGAAGCAAUUCCUCACAUACAUCCUCAAAUUCAUGUGCCUAGUGGAAUCAGACAACAACAACCGUCAGCAAUUCUUACAAUUGACAUCGAUGGAGUCGAGGGCGAUGCAUUGGCCGAAAGUAGAAUGCUCGGCACAGAUUUUAUGUUUUUCACUGCUUUCUUGGUUGCUUUUCUCUUCAAUUGGAUUGGAUUCCUUUUGUUGAUGUGCUUCUGUCAUACAGUUGCCUCUCGAUAUGGAGCCUUGGCAGGCUUUGGUCUCUCUUUGACAAAAUGGACAUUAAUUGUCAAACACUCAACUGACUUAGCUUCUCGUGAAAAUUCCUGGUUAUGGUUCCUGAUUAUGGCAUUCGGUGUUUUAAUUUGCAUUCGUGCUAUUAUUCAAUACUUGAAUAUUAAACGAGGCUGGAGAUUACUAUCAGGAAGUCCUCAAGAGCAUUUUCUUUUUUUUUACUAAAAAAUAAAUUCUGAAGAAA
Leptopilina heterotoma is the source of this 1073-nucleotide messenger RNA. It is a transcript of the gene Ndfip, whose product is annotated as NEDD4 family-interacting protein 1-like. Lineage: Eukaryota; Metazoa; Arthropoda; Insecta; Hymenoptera; Figitidae. The transcript is spliced from 6 exons. Gene Ontology annotation, biological process: positive regulation of protein ubiquitination; ubiquitin-dependent protein catabolic process; vacuolar transport. Gene Ontology annotation, cellular component: perinuclear region of cytoplasm; endoplasmic reticulum; Golgi apparatus. Gene Ontology annotation, molecular function: WW domain binding. Bases 302 to 1054 code for a protein of 250 amino acids. The record is from RefSeq and is a predicted model, not a curated record.